UGUGGUUGCUGCCAAGCCCGCGCGUGCGUCAGCGGGCAGGGGCCGGGCCUCCGGAAGCCGGGAACCCACGUGGGAGUCCGGGCGGCGACCGUGCCGGCUCGGGUGUCAGGGUGUGGGCAAUCUUUCCGAGGGGACUCGGGGCAGUUUGUCCUGCGUGAGGUGACGAGGUGUGGGAGGCCAAGGCGUCUUCACCUGUCCAUUAGUGGAGUCCCGGGCGCUGCUGGAGCCAUGCGAUCCCUCUGGACGGCCGGAGGCUUCGGUCGCCUGCUGGCCCGCCGUUCCUCCACGGUGGCGCGGCCUGGCGGGGAGGAGCUGAGCCGCCUGCUACUGGACGACCUGGCGCCGGCUCAGCGGCUGGAACGCCUGUUCGGCCUGUCCCCGUGCCUCCUGGCCCUGCGGGCCGCCCGCCGGCGUGUGGCCCGGCUCCUGCUCCAGGCCGGUAAGGCUGGGCUGCAGGGGGAGCGGGCCGAGCUGCUCCGGGUGGCCGAGGCCCAGGGCAUCCCUGUCCUCAGGCCCACGAGGCGGAAACUGGACGCCUUGUGCGGCUACGGGGUGCACCAGGGCGUGUGCAUGGAGGUGAGCCCCCUGCGGCCCCGGCCUUGCGAUGAGGCUGCACAGGCGAGCCCAGGCGACGACCCUCAGCAGCUGUGGCUCGUCCUCGAGGCGCUCCAGGAUCCCCAGAAUCUUGGCGCCGUGCUGCGCUCCGCUCACUUCCUCGGAGUGGACAGAGUCAUCACCAGCAGGAGAAACAGCUGCCCGCUCACUCCAGCAGUCAGCAAGGCCAGCGCUGGGGCUGUGGAGGUGAUGGACGUGUUCGCCGCGCCUGACCUGGCCGGCUUUCUGCAGGCCAAGGCCCAGCAGGGCUGGCUCGUGGUAGGCACGGUGAGCUGCCCAGGUCCUGAGGUCUCCCAGUCCUCCAAGGUCCCUAUCACUAGCUGCUUAGAGUUCGUCUGGGACCGGCCUACUCUCCUUGUGCUGGGUAAUGAGGGCUCCGGGCUGUCCCGGGAGGUUCUUGCCUCCUGCCAGCUGCUCCUUACCAUUCUGCCCAGGCGCCCCCUGCCUCCUGGUCUCGAGUCCUUGAACGUUUCCGUGGCCACAGGGAUUCUGCUACACUCCAUUUGCAGCCAGAAGAAGGGUUUCCCAGCACAGGAGCGAGGACAACUCCAAGACAACCCUUGACAACCCUUAGCCACAACCUGAAGGACUCAGAGAGGCCCGGUACCCAGGACUGCCACUGUGGGCAGAGAAACAGGCCGGAUGCGGGCGAGUCGGAGUCAGCACGAGCCAGACGUCCAUCCUCAGGCUUGGAUGUGCUGGGCUCUCGGCCUGCGAGAGCCUGUUUACCGGCUAUAGUCCGGUGACUUUGCAGUAGAGACCCAAACAAGUCGCAUUUCCGGUUGGAAACGGUAGUCUGCUCAUUUCCAGGAUGGGCUAGGACAAAGAGUGUCUGUCCUGGAUCCUGCCAGAUGUGGAGGGGUCAUCUGGGCAUGUGAGGGUGAGGAUAUACACAGGACUAUGACGUCCCUACCCCUCAGGGUGCGGAGGAUGAAAUAGAAUGCGACUUCACAUCCAGGGAGUCCCCAACAGCGGAGCCCAGUCUCUCCAUUAGGUGGCAGUCUUGCUCUCUGCACCAUAGCUUUGCAGCCGCUUGUCUGGGAGACACCUCUCUGCAACCCCUCUGGAGACAGGGAGACUAGCAAGCAGCUCCAGCAUGCUGGCCACUCCAGCCCAGCAGAGGGGACCUAUCACCCCAAGCCCUUGCCCUUGAGUCUGAGAGGCCGUGACUCGGGGUCACUGUUGUAGGACCACUAGGCUUGGUCCUCUCCUCCAGGCUCCCACAAGUGGAGCAGAAGUGACGUUGCUGAGCAGCGGUCUCAUUCUGGGCUGCUUUAAAGAAACAAGCCCAACGCAGCAGCUGCUGUGUGGUGCUGGGAGGGGCAGGCGCAUCCUGGGCAGUAAGAUAUUUCUUUCUUUCUUUCGAGACAGGGUUUCAUGUCCUCUGAACCUAGUGUGUCCUAAAACUUGCUCUUUAGCUGAAAUUAUCUCGAACUUCUGAUCCUCCUGCCUCCACCUCCCAAAUGCAAGAAUUUCAGAUAUACCUCACUAUGCCCAAUUUUUAAGUUGCUGGGCAAGGAUCCCAGGGCUUUGUGCAAGCUGGGCAAGCACUCUACCAACUGAGCUACAUCUGAGCCCUUAGGCUGGAAAAGCCUUGGCUGUAGAAACUGUCCCGAGCAUAAUGAGAUGUACCCACUGGGUGCCAGGGAGUCUGCACCCCAUCUCCCGUUAUGAAACUGAAACUGUGUCCACACAUGGCUGGAUCAUCUUCAACUGCCCUCAUCGAGGGGCCGGGGAAUCGCAACCCUGGUUGCCGUGAGACUCAGACAAGUUGCCUCCACACCUUUAUAUUCCCGGAGGAUAUAGAGAACAACGGGAACUUGGUACCACACCGGAAGUGUGGCGAUGGAUGCUGGUACUCGGCUCACUUUCUCCUUUUUCGUUUAGUCCAGGACCCCAGCCGUGGGGUGGUGCUGCCCACACUCAGGCGACUUGUUCCUCAGUCCUCUCUGGAGCACAGCUAUGCCCCUAGGUGGGUCUCCCAGGGGAUUCCAAACCAGGGUUAGUGUCAAUGAGGAUGAACCGUCAGGGCCCACGAUCACCUCAACCUUUCAAGAAAGACAGCAAACCCUUCAACACCAUUCCCCACCAGCAUUUCCAACUUGAACUCUGUCCCCAGCUGCUGCGAAAGCUCUAGUGUCCGCUGAGCUUGAGUCUGACAGACCCUGCCUCCCUCAGAGCCUGCUGAAGGGAUUUGGUUCUUUCUCUUUUAUUGUCUUGUCAUUUCUAUUAACUCAAAUAGAGAUCUUGAACAUUGCCUGUGCCUUGGAGUGGAAGGGGAUGGUUGUUAAUGCCCAGAGACACCAGAUCAAUUAAAUAACAGUCUCCAGGGAAGGA
Molecule: messenger RNA, 2952 nt
Organism: Psammomys obesus (fat sand rat)
Lineage: Eukaryota; Metazoa; Chordata; Mammalia; Rodentia; Muridae
Gene: Mrm1
Product: mitochondrial rRNA methyltransferase 1
Exons: 5
Coding region: 229-1179 (316 amino acids)
Biological process (GO): rRNA methylation
Cellular component (GO): mitochondrion
Molecular function (GO): RNA methyltransferase activity; RNA binding
Source: RefSeq, a predicted model, not a curated record